Dendrobium catenatum is the source of this 3355-nucleotide messenger RNA. RefSeq names its product tetratricopeptide repeat protein 27 homolog. The record is from RefSeq and is a predicted model, not a curated record. Gene Ontology annotation, molecular function: protein binding. The transcript has 21 exons. The coding region runs from base 66 to 2948 and encodes 960 amino acids. Lineage: Eukaryota; Viridiplantae; Streptophyta; Magnoliopsida; Asparagales; Orchidaceae.
GCCGGGAUUUAACGCGCGCACAAAAACCUACCAGAACCCCUAACAUUAUCCCCUUCGCGCGCAGCAUGGCAGAAUCCGAGCAUGGCAUCCUCAAAUCCGUCGAGCUACGCCUUCUUCGUUGCACCAUCUCUGGCGAUCUCCCUCUUCCUUCAUGUUCUCCACAUCCCAAUCAGGAAAGCACUCUCCAUCCUCUAACAUAUGACGUACUCGGCGCCAUCGAACGUGGGGAUUACGCGGCGGCACUCUCAUCAGAUGCUGCCCGUCUUGUUUUCAGCUUUGCGAAUUCCUGGGAGUUCGACGACUCAACCACUUCCGCCGCGCUUUUCUACAGCCAAGUAGAAAGGAGCAUCGACGCUUUUCUUUGCGAUGGUGCCUACGAGGAGCCCUGGCUUCGAGUUCUCGACGCGAGGGUUGAUGCCAACACGGAGUAUAGGGUUGCGGUGGUGCUUUGUCUUGGAGUUGCAGCCCUUCUGGCUUUCCUGCAACAGAAUGUGACCGGGCCUGUUGGAAAGUUUUCUCAUUUCCCUCUGCCAUACGGGGAAUUUGGGGAUGUUGGAAAUGGUGCAGAAUGGGAUUCAUGGGCUCGGAGUCAACUUACAUCUGUUGGUUGUGAUCUGCUGGGGAAAUUUUCCUUUUUGCAGUACCUUGAGCAUGCGAAGGUGAUAUUGCUGAAGAUAAAAGACUUCUGUACAAAUUCAGCCAAGACUACAUCUUGGUGGUUGUGUAGAGUAUUUCUCCUUCAGCAAAGAAUUUUGGAUGACCUGUCAUCAUCAUUAUACAAUCUGCUGCAAGUAUUUAAAAAUGAAGCCUUACUUCAAUUUGGUGAGGCGAAGGAUGUCGUUAAAUAUUGGGGUGCAGUAUUACAUGAAAAAGAAGCCCUGGCUAUAGCAACCAUAUUGCAAGUAGAAGCAGGGAUAAUAGAAUAUCAUUAUGGAAGAAUUGAUUCAUCGAGGUUGCAUCUUGCACGUGCUGCUGAGACGUUUGGAACCAAUCUUUCUGUUACUGGAGUUCUUGGCUAUCGGACAAUCCACCAGGUGGAUGCAAAGCCUCAGUUAGUACUUAUUGCUAAUACAGGUCAGAAAGUUAAGGGUAAUGGAAGUUUAGAAUCAUUCUCUCAAGAGCAAAAUGUUUGUCAAGAAAUACUGGAUCGAAAAGAGAAGUCUGAUGCACUUGAUAUCAACAUAAUUCACGGCGAAAAAGGCGUUGGAAGAACUACAGGAUUAUCACGGGUGCAGUCAGAUAAUCAUUCCUGCAAAAAUAGGUUAGAUUUUAAAUCUAAUGGUCAUUAUGAAUGUGAUAUUUUGAUGGCACCAAGAUUGAUACAAGAUGCAACUACUGUCGGAGCCAAUGGAGAAUUUGCUAUCAUUGGCAAGGACGUGAUGUUAACAUCAAUCCAACAGGUCAUCAUAUUAUCACAAUGCCUUCAUCUUCAAAGAACCAAGCGGGAUGAUGAAUUGUCAAGGUGGGAAAUGGCCCCAUAUAUAGAAGCUAUCGAUUCUCAAAGCCAGUCUUGUUUCAUUAUUAAAUACUCAUGUGACAUGCUACGCAUUAGAUGGGAGUCCACUCGCAAUCGUACUAAACAACGGGCUUUAUUGAUGAUGGAAAAACUGGUUGAAGCUGUUUAUGAAUCAGUUCCUGUGGUUGCUCAAAGGAUCCAAGUAGCUUUUUGUGUGUAUACACCGACUAUAUCAGCAUUGAGGAAGGAAUAUGGUGAGCUAUCUGUUGGGUGUGGUAUGGUUGGAGAGGCACUAAAGAUUUUUGAGGAUCUUGAGCUAUGGGACAAUCUAAUAUAUUGUUACCGAUUAUUGGACAAAAAAGCAGCAGCUGUGGACCUUAUUAAUGCACGGCUCUGCGAAACUCCCACCGACCCAAAACUAUGGUGUUCACUUGGUGAUGUAACCACCAAUGAUGACUGUUACGAGAAAGCGCUUGAAGUAUCAAAUAAUAAGUCUGCUCGAGCUAUGCGUUCUUUAGCUCGUAGUGCAUACAACAAGGGUAACUACGAGAUAGCUAAAUCUCUAUGGGAAUCUGCAAUGGCAGUAAAUUCUUUGUAUCCGGAUGGUUGGUUUGCGCUAGGUGCAGCUGCUUUAAAGGCUCGAGAUAUUGACAGAGCACUUGAUGGGUUUACUCGUGCAGUGCAGCUGGAUCCUGAAAAUGGAGAAGCCUGGAAUAACGUUGCUUGUUUGCAUAUGAUCAAUAAGAAAAGCAAAGCAGCUUUCAUUGCUUUUAAGGAGGCAUUGAAAUUCAGAAGGAGCAGUUGGCAGCUCUGGGAAAAUUAUAGCCAUGUUGCUGUAGAUAUUGGCAACUUUCAUCAAGCACUUGAGGCAAUAAAAAUGGUACUCGACUUGUCAUCAAAUAAGAGAGUGGAUAUUGAUUUGUUGGAUAAGAUUCUGGCAAAGAUUGAAGAGUAUACCUCUAGAUCAUCACCUUCUUUUCAUGCUACUAAAGAUCAAGAUAUAUGUGCAUCCCAAGAAGAUUCAGAUAUGUAUUAUUGUGGAGAUUCAGAAAAUCUUGUUCCUGCGUUGGAAGGACGAGAGAAGGAUUUGUUGGUGUCCAUUAUUGGCAAUGUCCUGCAGCAGAUCAUUAAAAAUGGUGGUGGUGGUGAAGAAAUUUGGGGUCUAUAUGCAAGGUGGCACAAAUUGGAAGGCAACCUCGCCAUGUGUUCUGAAGCCCUUUUGAAGCAAGUUAGGGCGUAUCAGGGUUCAGAUCUAUGGCAUGACUUGGCACGGUUUAAGAAAUUUGCUCAAGCCUCUUUGCGGCUUUGUGAUGUUUACAUGGAAAUAGCUUCCUCCAAUGGGGGCCGCCGGGAACUCUUCGCAGCUGAGAUGCAUUUAAGGAACUCUGUGAAGCAGGCGGUUAGCUUCUCAGAUACAAAAGAAUUCGCAGAUCUUCAAUCCUACCUUGUUGAAAUAAGGAAACGGCUUGAUACUCCUAACAACGUUUCUUAACUAUUGAAAACUUCUGUACUGAUCUCAUAGUCAAAAAGGUAUUCAAACUUACGGAAAUGGUAAUAUUUAUGAAUAUGAGAUAGAUCAGCUAAAAGAAGAUCAGUAUGGCCACUGAUUUUUACAAUUCCUGGCCGAAUUCUUCAACGUAACAUAUUAGAGGUGGAUUUCCACAUUGGAUUUGGACCAUCUGAUCCAUUCUGAAUGGCUAAGACUUGUUUCAAAAUCAGAGUAAUUCCAAACUGUACUGAUUUCUUAAGUAAAUCAUAGCCAUCCAAAGUGGACUGGAUGGCUAGCAAAAUGCAGUUGGCAUGAUAAUUAGAGGUGAUUAGAAAUCCUGCCUCAUCAUCCUCUAUGUUUCUAAUGGGAUUUGUGCUCAUAAAUCUCUAUGAUUGAUAGAGCCUUAUGAA